AUGUCAAAUCUUAGUGAAUCAAUCGAUGAGGAAAAAAAAAUAGAGUCGUCACACGAGUUGCAAAAAAACUCAAUUGAUUCUAUUUCCGUAAGGCAAGAGUCAAAGAACCAAGAUGGAGAUGAGAUUUAUCUUGAUGAUUUCGAUGACGAGGAUUUAAAACCUACAAAUUGGGUCGAUAAGAUUGGAUUAAGAAUUAAUGCCGAAAUUAGAGGUAUUCAAAGAGUUCCAGAGAGUAAAAGAUUUGAUAAAUCAUUAUUAUCGCCAUUUGCUAUAUUCUUAUCACCUAAUAUGUCAAUAUCAGGACUUGCCACUGGUGUAUGUUCAAAAUAUUUCAAUUUGUCUUUUCUUAACUAACUCGAUUUCAGGCCUUGGGUCCAACUGCUUUUGGUUUGGAUUUUAGAACUUGUAUUAUAUGUAUGGUUUUUUUUUAUAUUAUUGGUGCUUUGCCAGUUGGUUUUUAUGCUUCAUUUGGUAUGAGAUUUGGAUUAAGACAACAAAUAUUGAGUCGUUAUUUUACUGGUAAUAUCAUGGGUAGAAUAUUUGCAAUUUUCAAUGUUAUUUCAUGUGUUUGUUGGAAUGCAAUUAAUGUUAUACCUUGUGCUCAAUUAUUGAAUUCAAUUAAUCAUAACUUCCCACCUGCUGUUGGUUUAGUUGUUUUAGUUUUAGCAACUUGUAUAUUAGCAUUUUUUGGUUAUAAAACUGUUCAUUUAUAUGAAAGAUGGGCUUGGUUACCUUGUUUCAUUAUUUAUAUGAUUAUUAUUGGAAGAUUUACUCAAACUCAUGCUUUUAAUUGGGGUGAAAUGAAAAGUGGUAAACAAGAAGCAGGUAAUGUUUUAAGUUUUAUUGCAGUUUUAAUUGGUACAAGUUUAGGUUGGUGUCCAUCAGCAGCAGAUUAUACAAUUAAUAUGCCAUCAAAUACAAAUCCAUAUAAAGUUGCCAUUGCUAUGAUCUCAGGUUUAUCAUUACCAUUAAUUUUUACAGGUAUACUAGGAGCUGCAGUUGCAACUUCAACAAAUAUUGAAGGCUCGAGAUUCCAAACUGCUUAUAAUGAAAAUUCAAUUGGUGGAUUAGUCUAUGAAAUACUUUGCGGUGAUAAUCAUAAUAACGGGUAUAGAUUCAUAAUUGUUAUAUUUGCAUUAAGUGGAAUCGCAAAUAAUUUACCCGGUUCAUAUUCGUUAUCAAUUGCAAUUCAGUGUGUUUGGAGUAAAUUUGCAAAAGUGCCAAGAUUGAUAUGGUGUAUUUUGGGUAAUUUAGCAUCAUUAGCAUUUUCAAUACCUGCUUAUUAUUACUUUGAAGAAGCAAUGACUAAUUUUUUAUCUAUUAUUGGUUAUAAUGUUUCAAUUUAUGUUGGGUUAACAUUAGCUGAACAUUUUAUAUAUAGAAAGGGCUACAAGGGAUACAAUCCAAGUGAUUAUAACGAUAAAAAGACAUUACCUGUUGGUAUUUCAGGUAUAGUUGGUUUUUGUUUCGGUAUUUGUUCAACUGUAUUAUCAAUGAAUCAAACUUGGUAUACUGGUGUAAUAGCUAGAAAAUUUGGAGAAGCAGGUGGAGAUAUAUCAUGUGAAUUAAACAUAAUAUUUGCAUUUAUAGGUUAUAAUUUAGUUAGACCAUUUGAGAAGAAAUACUUUGGUCGUUAA
Molecule: messenger RNA, 1637 nt
Organism: Insectozyma verbasci
Lineage: Eukaryota; Fungi; Ascomycota; Pichiomycetes; Serinales; Debaryomycetaceae
Source: the annotation of a GenBank genome assembly